UAAUACUCAUCGAGACAGGGACAGGGUCAAGGCCGUGGACGGAAAAUGUAUUCUCAUACUCAUCGAGACUGGGACAGGGUCAAGGCCGUGGACGGAAAAUGUAUUCUCUGUUCCUGUCCUCGUUUAGCUAGUAGGGAGAAAUCUCUCCCCCUGCUCUCUCUCCCAUUUUCUAUCCAAUCGACGAUUCACAAUCCUAUUCGAGACGGACCUCAUGAGGAGAAUGAACAUCUUUACCUAUAAAUAUCUCUUGAACGUAUAAAUUUCAUGUUUUGUUAUCUAUAUUUUAAAAAAUCAAGUCAAAUUUUUAAAAUUAAAAAAAAAAAAGAAGUAAUUUAAAAAAAAAAAAAAUUUCCCUUCCGUUCUUUAAGUAUGUAAGACACUAAUCAUACCAAAACUAAAGAGAGAAAAGGAAGAGAGAAAAAUGAUAAAGUUAGAAAUGGGUUAAGACUCAAGUGUUAUAAACUCACAGGGAUUUCACGUUAAUUAAUUCAUGCUCAAGCAAGAAUUAGCACAAAGCUUCUCUGUUUUAUCUCUCAAUUCCUUUCUGCUACCAUUUGGGAUCUCGCUUCCUCUUCCACUCAACUCACGUUCGUGAGGGGGAGCCCUAGCCUCCGCUUCCGGGACCAUCAUGUCGCCGUCUGCUGUCGGAAGCUUCGACGCCGACGGCGGAUGUGAUUGCCGUGCUCAUCAGAAUGGGGAUGCCAAAGCACCUGCUAACUCUAAAUCCGGCGAUUCCUAUUGCGAGCAUUGUGGUUGUGGUUCAGCGGAUUCAUCAUCUUUCCCGUCCUUUUCCUGCUCUUCCUCUUCUCUAUGGCUUGAUUCGACGCGGUUGAGAGAGUCCGGGAAGCUAUGGCGGAUCCUUGUUGCUUCUGCUAAAGGCUUCACAAUUGGAGCUGGUCUCAAAGGUGGUCUCUCUCUUUUCUCGGUCCUCGCUGGAUUGAAGCGGAGAAAGGCUUUGGCCUCCCUCGGGAAGAAAGGAGUGAUUACGAAUCGAGAUGCGAUUUCCAUGGCUUUGAAGGAGACUUUGAGAUACGGUCUCUUUCUUGGAACCUUUGCUGGUACAUUCGUUUCCAUUGAUGAGAUAGUUGGCAAUCUGGGAGGCCACCGUAGGACUGCAAGUUGGAGGGCACUAUUAGCGGGAGCAUUAGCUGGGCCGUCGAUGCUUCUGACUGGGUUAAAUACGCAACAUAAGACCUUGGCUAUCUACAUUUUUAUGCGUGCUGCGGUCUUGGCAUCGCGCUGUGGGAUUAAAAGCAAGCGGUUUGGGCAUAUUUGUAAGCCUCUCACGUGGUCUUAUGGUGAUAUCUUCCUUAUGUGUCUCUCCUCUUCCCAGAUCCUGUCUGCUUACGUGUUAAAGCAAGAUAGCUUACCACCAUCAUUUAGGUCCUUUCUCAAUACACAUGGUGGAAAGGAUACUGUAAUCUUGGAAGGUUUAAAGAGUUUCGUAUCAGGCAUGCCUUCUUCUAAUAAAUUUAAAGCGAUUGAGAAGUACUAUAGUGCCAUGGGUGCGAAUGUCAGAUUAAAUCUGCAAAUGAAGACUCCAUGCAUGAUUAUACAUGGAAAUCAAUCAUGUGGUGGCCAUUUUCUUUCCUUUCUCAUUCGAGGAUAUAAAAGAGCAUUGCCAGUUUACCUCCCUGUUUAUCUUAUCCCAGCUCUAAUAGUUCAUCGUGAAGGUCUCAUGAAUAGGCCAUACGAAAUUUUAGCAAGGGGACUUCUCGGAACUGCUAGAUCAAGUCUUUUCCUUUCUGCAUAUUGUGCAUCUGCUUGGAUGUGGACAUGCCUGACCGCAAGGAGUUUCAAGAAAAUAAACAUUCCAUUGGUUGCUGUUGCAACGUUCUUAACAGGUUUAGCACUGGCCAUUGAGAAGAAAAGCAGGAGGAUAGAAAUCUCACUCUAUUGCCUCGCCAGAGGUAUCGAGAGCUUCUUCAGCAGCAUGACGGAUUUGGGAUACUUGCCGCCAUCGUUGAAUUUCAAGAGAGCGGAUGUGAUAGUUUUCAGCAUAUCAACUUCCAUUAUAAUGCAUUGUUAUGCUCAGGAAAGGGAGGUAUUUCGAUCCAAGUAUUUGAACGUUCUCGAUUGGGUUUUCGGUGUGCCUCCUCCCCCUUGUGAAACGCCACGCUGCAAGAAUGGCAAGCAGUAUUGAGAGAAGCCUUGGAUCUUGGAUUUGAAUUGAGGGUGACCAAAUCUUUGUAGUGUUUGGUCAAGAAUGUUCGUACUAUAUAAAUAUAGUUAUCAUUACGUGCUAUAGAAUUAGCAGUCAUUUGAGUACAUGAUUCGUAUGGAGAUGUGCUUUCCAUAUACCCAUUGAUUUAUGGACGAAAUUCUCAUUUGUUAAAUGACAGUCAACGGAUAGGAUGAUUAAAUGAUAAAA
Benincasa hispida (wax gourd) is the source of this 2371-nucleotide messenger RNA. RefSeq lists its product as uncharacterized. The record is from RefSeq and is a predicted model, not a curated record. Lineage: Eukaryota; Viridiplantae; Streptophyta; Magnoliopsida; Cucurbitales; Cucurbitaceae.